Molecule: messenger RNA, 1028 nt
Organism: Cuscuta epithymum
Lineage: Eukaryota; Viridiplantae; Streptophyta; Magnoliopsida; Solanales; Convolvulaceae
Source: the annotation of a GenBank genome assembly
CUUUCAAACAUGGGCGAUAGUGCUGAAGUGACCCAAAAUGCUUCUCGUUGAAGGAGACCCGCGGAAAAACCAAUUACUCCGCAUAAUUCUAUUUUUUUUUCCGGAAAAGAAGGAAAACAUAUUUUAGAAGCCGAGGAAACGAAGAAGGAAGCAACUUCGUUUCCAAUUUACCAGAAGCGGCAUCACAAUGGCGGGCACGUCUUCUACAACUACCGCUGCUAUGAAUUUGGGCAGAGGCUUAGGCUAUGUUUCUUAUUCCUCUCCCCCUCGCACUCGUUCCAUCCUUCACUUUCACAACCUUUCAGCUUCUCCCACUAGCAGCUCCAACAUCGGGUUCUACGCAACCACAUCUAGAUUCGCAAAUUACCUUCCAAGAAAACCUGGCCCGACCCAAAUUCGAGCUGUUUCGGGUUCUUUCGGGUCCCGGCUGGAGGAGACUGUCAAGAGGACUGUCGCUGACAAUCCCGUCGUUGUGUACUCAAAAACUUGGUGCUCGUAUUCAUCCGAGGUGAAGUCUUUGUUUAAGAGGCUUGGCGUGGAGCCUCUUGUUAUUGAAUUGGAUGAGAUGGGAGCUCAAGGGCCUCAAUUGCAAAAGGUUCUAGAAAGGCUUACAGGGCAGCAUACUGUCCCAAAUGUGUUCAUUGGGGGGGGAAUCACAUUGGAGGUUGUACAGAAACUGUGAAGCUGCACCGGAAAGGAGAACUUGAACCAUUGCUCUCUGAAGCUUCUAGUUCCAGAAAAGUUGAGAACUAAUCCGUCCAUAGCUAAUCCUAUUCAAACAAUCCUUGCAUGUAUGCUGAUUAAUUUGCUUAUUGGACCUGAUUGCGUUAUUAUUCUGUAUCUCUGCCCAUUGUUUUUCAUAAUUAAGCCUCCUUUUAUUGUUUUUACAAUGAAUAAAUAUAUUGUUUGUCUCGUGAAUCCAAAAGGGGAUUUAUUUAUUCUUUUCAUAAAUUUUUGUUUUUUUGCGUCUCUGCUAACUACUAUGACUAGGCAUGGACCCGGUUCGGGCCGCCCGGCCCGGGACCGGC